Molecule: messenger RNA, 1905 nt
Organism: Tachyglossus aculeatus (Australian echidna)
Lineage: Eukaryota; Metazoa; Chordata; Mammalia; Monotremata; Tachyglossidae
Product: cytochrome P450 27C1
Exons: 10
Coding region: 1-1593 (530 amino acids)
Biological process (GO): C21-steroid hormone biosynthetic process; cholesterol metabolic process; cortisol metabolic process
Cellular component (GO): mitochondrial inner membrane
Molecular function (GO): monooxygenase activity; iron ion binding; oxidoreductase activity, acting on paired donors, with incorporation or reduction of molecular oxygen
Source: RefSeq, a predicted model, not a curated record
AUGGCCUGUUUGCCCCGGAUCCUGCUGAGCCGCUGCGGGCGGGGGCUGCAGCCCCGGGGCGGGGGCCUCGGGCCCCGGCCGCUCCCCGCCCUCCGCCUCCACCGCCGGCCCCCGCUCUGGGGCGGCCCGGGACCCCCGGCCGGGCGGACGGAGGGCGGCGCGGAGGAGGAGACCUUGUCGGAAAUGCCGGGGCCCAGGACCCUGUCCAACCUGGUGGAGUUCUUCUGGCGGGACGGCUUCGCCCGCAUCCACGAGAUCCAGCAAAAACACAGCCGGGAAUACGGGAAGAUCUUCAAGUCUCACUUCGGCCCCCAGUUUGUGGUGUCCAUCGCCGACCGUGACAUGGUGGCCCAGGUCCUCAGGGCUGAGGGGCCGGCCCCCCAGAGGGCCGACAUGGGAUCCUGGCAGGAGUACAGAGACCUCCGCGCGCGAGCCACGGGCCUGAUUUCCGCGGAGGGAGAGCAGUGGCUAAAGAUGAGGAGUGUCCUAAGGCAAAGAAUUCUGAAACCCAAAGAUGUGGCUGUUUUUUCCGGAGAAGUCAACCAGGUCAUCGCCGACUUGAUUAAGAGAAUCUACACCCUCCGGAGCCAAGAGGCGGAUGGGGAAACCGUCACCAACGUUAACGAUCUCUUCUUCAAGUACUCCAUGGAAGGAGUGGCCACCAUCCUGUAUGAGUGCCGUUUAGGCUGCCUGGAAGACCCCAUCCCCGAGCUGACCUCAGAGUACAUAGAAGCACUGGAGUUGAUGUUUAGCAUGUUCAAGACCACCAUGUAUGCGGGGGCCAUUCCCAGGUGGCUCCGCCCACUCAUCCCGAAACCCUGGAGGGAAUUCUGCAGAUCCUGGGAUGGACUCUUCAAAUUUAGCCAAAUCCACGUGGACAAGAAGUUACGGGACAUCCAGUCCCAACUGGAUCGAGGGGAGAGGGUCCGAGGAGGACUCCUCACCCACCUUCUGCUCAGCAAAGAGCUGACGCUGGAAGAAAUCUACGCCAACAUGACGGAAAUGCUCCUGGCCGGAGUCGACACGACUUCUUUCACUUUGUCCUGGGCAGCGUACCUGUUGGCAAGGCACCCAGAAGUCCAGCAGUCCGUGUACGUCCAGAUAGCCAAUAACCUGCACAAAGACCAGGCCCCCACUGCACGGGAUGUUCCUAGAAUUCCCCUGGUCAGAGCGCUGCUCAAGGAAACCCUCCGGUUAUUCCCAGUAUUACCAGGAAAUGGCCGAGUCACCCAAGAAGAUCUUGUUAUCGGCGGGUAUCUAAUUCCCAAAGGGACCCAGCUGGCCCUGUGUCACUACGCCACCUCUUACGAGGACGAGAAUUUCCCUCUGGCGACGGAGUUCAGGCCCGAGCGCUGGCUGAGGAAAGGCAACAUGGACCGAGUAGACAAUUUUGGUUCCAUCCCCUUUGGUUACGGAAUUCGCAGCUGCAUAGGAAGAAGAAUAGCUGAACUGGAAUUUCACCUAGUCAUGAUUCGGUUGCUUCAACACUUUGAAAUCAAAACAUCUCCCCAAACUAAAACGGUUCCUGCAAAAACCCAUGGACUUCUGACUCCCGGAGGCUCCAUCAACGUGAAGUUUGUCAGUCGGAAGUGAAACUCGAUGUUUCCGAACGUUUCCGCGGGCUCUUUGCCGGGGGUGGGGAAUUGUCUUCAAUUUCCCAGGCUGAGGCUCAGAGUUCUCUCGUCUCGCUGGUGACUUGAAGGGAAUCGAUAAGAUCUGUCCGUGUUGAAGGCUGGUUUGAUUCCUGAAGGAACUUCAAGAUUCUACUUGCUGCAUGAAAGAGCAGUCUACAUCUCGGGGCGAGAAUGUCUCUUUUACCAUAUCAGUCCAGAAACUGUCUUAGCCUGAUGCUGGGGAUCGGUGCCGUUGUAUUUUGAUGUCCAUUACAUUUUCUUCCUCUUGGGA